Spea bombifrons (plains spadefoot toad) is the source of this 3041-nucleotide messenger RNA. RefSeq names its product DIS3 homolog, exosome endoribonuclease and 3'-5' exoribonuclease (gene DIS3). NCBI's taxonomy places the organism in Eukaryota, Metazoa, Chordata, Amphibia, Anura, Pelobatidae. Bases 23 to 2887 code for a protein of 954 amino acids. The record is from RefSeq and is a predicted model, not a curated record. Gene Ontology annotation, biological process: rRNA catabolic process. Gene Ontology annotation, cellular component: nuclear exosome (RNase complex); cytoplasmic exosome (RNase complex). Gene Ontology annotation, molecular function: 3'-5'-RNA exonuclease activity; RNA binding; endonuclease activity. The transcript is spliced from 21 exons.
UUUGUGCGGAAAACGACAAAAAAUGUUGAAGUCAAAAACAUUUAUGAAGAAGACCCGCACCGGUCGCGUGUUAAAGAUUGUGAGAGAACAUUACUUACGGGAUGACAUCACGUGCGGCUGCCAAGGGUGCGAAGAAUGCCAGCAGACGAGUCCGGUCCUCCAGGUAGAGCCGAUACUCCAGAGCUCGCUCUGCGCAACACCCCACUAUCUGAUGCCGGACACCAAUGUGCUGCUUCAUCAGAUUGAUAUCCUCGAGGACCCUGUCAUUCAGAAUGUGAUUUUGCUGCAGACCGUGCUUCAGGAAGCGAGGAGACGCAGUGCCCCAGUUUAUAAAAGAAUUAGAGAUCUUACUAAUAACACAGAGAAGUUUUUCUAUACAUUCACCAAUGAGCAUCAUAGGGAAACCUACAUUGAACAAGAGAAAGGGGAAACGGCCAAUGAUCGCAAUGAUCGAGCCAUUCGAACUGCAGCAAAAUGGUACACUGACCAUAUUAAAAAAUCAGAAAAUAUGGCAAACUUCCAAGUGCUUUUAAUUACAAAUGACCGAAAGAACAAAGAGAAGGCAGUGGAGGAAGGAAUUGUUGCAUACACAUGUGAAGAAUACGUUAAAAGCUUGGUCGCUAAUCCUGAGCUUGUUGACCGUCUUGCAUCUGUGUCUGAUGAGCAGAAUGAAAUAGAAAGUGGGAAAAUAAUUUUUCCAGAGCACCUUCCAUUGUCAAAGUUACAGCAGGGCAUAAAAUCUGGGACUUACGUACAAGGAACGUUCCGAGCAAGCCGAGAUAAUUACCUUGAGGCCACAGUCUGGGUUCAUGGAGAUUCUGAGGAGAACAAGGAGAUAAUACUACAAGGAUUAAGAAACAUGAACAGGGCCAUGCAAGAAGAUAUUGUAGCCGUACAAUUGCUGGAGAAAGAAAAUUGGGUGGCACCUUCGUCCGUUGUCCUGCAGGAUGAAGGCGAAACUGAUGAUAUUGAAUCCAUAGAUGAAAAAGAAAAAAUGCUGAAAACUGGUGGACAAAACAAUACUAAGCCAUCAGGAAAAGUGGUGGGAAUCAUAAAGAGAAGCUGGAGACCAUACUGCGGCAUGCUAGCCAAAUCACAAAUUAAGGAGUCCACUCGCCAUCUGUUCACGCCAGCUGAUCGGAGGAUCCCUCGAGUUCGCAUUGAGACCAGACAGUCGUCUAACUUAGAAGGCCAGAGGAUCAUAGUUGCCAUAGAUGGUUGGCCCAGAAAUUCAAGAUAUCCUAACGGUCACUUUGUCAAGAAUUUAGGAGCAGCUGGUGAUAAGGAGACGGAGACUGAGGUGCUGCUCUUGGAACACGAUGUUCCUCACCAGCCAUUCUCACAAGUUGUUCUCAGCUUCCUUCCCCAGAUGCCAUGGACAAUUACUCCAGAGGAUAUGAGGAACAGAAUUGACCUCCGACAUCUUUACAUAUGUAGUGUGGAUCCUCCUGGAUGUACAGACAUUGACGAUGCCUUACAUUGUCGCCAACUAGAUAACGGUAAUCUGGAGGUUGGAGUCCACAUUGCGGAUGUCAGCCAUUUUAUUCGACCAGGAACUGCUUUGGACCAAGAAUCCGCUAACAGGGGGACCACCGUCUAUCUGUGUGAAAAAAGAAUCGAUAUGGUUCCCGAACUGCUCAGCUCAAAUUUAUGUUCCUUAAGGUCGGAAGUGGACAGACUGGCAUUUUCCUGUAUUUGGGAGCUAAGCCAAGAUGCUAAAAUUAUAAAUACAAAGUUCACCAAAAGUGUCAUCAAUUCAAAGGCUUCCCUUACGUAUGCUCAAGCACAGAUGAGAAUUGAUUCGCCUGCAAUGAACGAUGAGAUUACUAAAAGUCUCCGUCUGCUGAAUAAAUUAGCCAAAAUUUUGAAGAAGAAGAGAAUAGAUAAUGGAGCUUUAACCCUCUCUUCACCUGAGGUUCGAUUCCACAUGGACAGUGAAACACACGAUCCCAUAGACCUUCAGACUAAGGAGUUACAGGAAACCAACUCAAUGGUGGAAGAAUUUAUGUUACUUGCUAAUAUUUCUGUGGCACAAAAAAUUUACGAUGAGUUUCCAGAAUAUGCUCUUCUCCGCAAACAUCCAGCACCACCGCCAGCAAACUAUGAUAUAUUGGUGAAAGCUGCAAAGUCCAAGAACUUGGAGAUUAAAUGUGACUCUGCUAAGGCUCUGGCUGAUUCUUUAGAUAAGGCCGCAUCUCCAGAAUUUCCAUACCUAAACACUCUACUGAGGAUCCUGGCAACUCGAUGCAUGAUGCAAGCUGUCUACUUCUGCUCCGGCAUGGACAAUGAUUUCCUUCACUACGGUCUAGCCUCUCCCAUUUACACUCACUUUACCUCUCCAAUCAGAAGGUAUGCUGAUAUCAUAGUACACAGACUGCUUGCAGUCACUGUAGGAGCAGAUAGCACAUACCCGGAUCUCACAGACAAGCACAAAUUGUCGGAUAUCUGCAAAAAUAUCAAUUAUCGGCAUAAGAUGGCUCAGUAUUCACAACGGGCUUCGGUUUCUUAUCAUACGCAGCUGUUCUUCAAGAACAAAGGAAUAAUGAGCGAAGAAGGAUACAUUUUGUUUGUGAGAAAAAAUGCUAUAGUUGUUUUAAUUCCCAAAUUUGGUUUAGAAGGAACUGUAUUUUUUGAGGAAAAGAACAAAGCAAAACCUAAAAUAGUUUACAAUGACGAGAUUCCCUCCCUCAAAGUUGAAAACGCAACGUUUUACAUGUUUGACAAAGUGAAAGUGAAAAUCUCAUUGGAUGCAUCAAACAUCCAGCACCAGAAGAUCCGCAUGGAGCUCAUAGAACCAGAGAUCCCAGGCAUCACUGCGCUGAGUGACGGGGACCAAAGAAACGCAAAUGGUGAACCAACCCUCAAGAAGAGCAAACUAGGCAAUUAGUGCCAUUCAGAUGGACCUUUUGGCUGCAGCUGUUCUUUACAAGAACAUUUUAAUGCAAUUUUAGUAUUGAGUUGUUUUACUAAACAAGACGUUCACUAUAGCUUCUGCAAGCCUUCUAUAGGAAGCCUAAUAAACCCACAGAUGUGUUCUUUAA